Molecule: messenger RNA, 2207 nt
Organism: Salarias fasciatus (jewelled blenny)
Lineage: Eukaryota; Metazoa; Chordata; Actinopteri; Blenniiformes; Blenniidae
Gene: arfgap2
Product: ADP-ribosylation factor GTPase activating protein 2
Exons: 17
Coding region: 55-1668 (537 amino acids)
Biological process (GO): COPI coating of Golgi vesicle
Molecular function (GO): GTPase activator activity
Source: RefSeq, a predicted model, not a curated record
CCUUGCCGUAGCUGUGACGUCAGCGGAUGACAACGUCACCGCGGCAGAGAGAAGAUGGCUACGGAACCAAAUAAGACGGAGAUCCUGACCAUCUUCAAGAGAUUGAGAUCCGUUCCCACCAACAAGGCAUGCUUCGACUGCUCCGCCAAGAACCCCAGCUGGGCCAGCAUCUCCUACGGCGUCUUCCUCUGCAUCGACUGCUCCGGCAUCCACCGCUCGUUGGGCGUGCACCUCAGCUUCAUCAGGUCCACUGAACUGGACUCCAACUGGAACUGGUUCCAGCUGCGCUGCAUGCAGGUUGGAGGGAACGCCAACGCGACGGCGUUCUUCCGGCAGCACGGCUGCUCCACCAGCGACUCCAACGCCAAGUACAACAGCCGCGCCGCGCUGAUGUACCGGGACCGCAUCCGGCAGCAGGCCAACGCCGCCCUGGCCCGAUACGGCACCGACCUGUGGAUCGACUCGCCAGCAGGGGGCGCUCCGCCCACGCCGUCCGAGAAGAAGGAGGCCGACUUCUUUGAGGAGAACAUCCAGGCCAACGACUGGAGCGUCACGCCGCCGGCCGAGCAGGAGCCUGCCGUCCAGCUGACCGACGCCGCGGCCAGAGAGUCGGAGGACGGCCCGAGCAUCGACGGCCUGAGCUCCUCCCCCAAAGCCUCCAUCGACGUCUCCAUGCGUUUGUCGUCUCCGGACAGACAGACGUCCUCAGAGGUCAAGCCCUCCAUCAUCGGGAAGAAGAAGCCCAUGGCCGCCAAGAAGGGGCUGGGGGCGAGGAAGGGCCUGGGGGCCCAGAAGGUCAGCAGCCAGAGCUUCUCGGAGGUGGAGAAACAGGCCCAGGUGGCAGAGAAGCUGCGGGAGGAGCAGGCGGCCGAGGCCAAGAAGCAGGCCGAGGAGUCCAUCGUGGCCUCCAUGCGUCUGGCCUACAAGGAGCUGGAGAUGGACCGAAAGCUGGAGGAGAAGAAGAUCCAGACCCUGGAGGGCAAGAAGAGGGAGCAGGCCGAGAGGCUGGGCAUGGGGCUGGGCAGCCGGAGUGUGGUGUCCCACUCCGUCAUGUCGGAGAUGCAGGUGAUCGAACAGGAGACUCCGGUCGGAGUCAAGUCGUCGUCUCGCUCCAAACUGGACAUGUUUGACGAGCCGGGCUUCACCUCCGGACCCCCGAAGUAUAAGGACAACCCGUUCACGGUGGGGGACAGCUUCGGGUCCCGGUGGGACAGCGAGGGGGGCGGAGCCUCCUUCGCCUCCUCCUGGGCUCUGGAGAAGGAGGAGCCUAAAGAGGAGGUCACCAUCUCCAGCAUCCAGCCCAUCGGAGAGAGACUCCCCAGCAGGAGGAAAGCGGAGGCGGCGUCUCCGGCGGCGGAGUCCAGCGAGGCGCGGCAGAAGUUUGCCAAUGCCAAGGCCAUCUCCUCCGACAUGUUCUUCGGCCGGGAGAGCAGCGCCGAGUACGAUGCGAAGACCCGUCUGGAGAGUCUCUCCGGCAGCAGCUCCAUCAGCUCCUCAGACCUGUUUGGAGACGGAGACAAAGGCCGGGCCUCGGGCCUGGACAGCGUCCUCCCCUCCGGUCCGGACAUCGCUCAGUUCAAGCAGGGCGUGAAGACGGUGGCGGGGAAGAUGGCCGUCCUCGCCAACGGCGUGAUGAACACCAUCCAGGACCGGUACGGCUCGUACUGAGCAGCGCGAGGACCGGAGCGCCGCCCGUGGGCGGAGCCAGAGCCCGUGGGGGCGGGGCUGCUGAUGAAACCCGUCCCCCUGGAGCGAGACAGUAUUCCACUCUCAUCGUCGUCCAGAAUCCUCACUCCGACUGUCCUGUCCAGACAUUUCCAGCCGGAGCGUCCGUCUCCGUUCACGUCCCGCUGCCAGACGAAGUGCAGUUUUCUAUUCUUGUCUUUGAUUUGGGCGGAGCCUCCCUGUGGGCGGAGCCUCCGCCGCCCGGUGUUCUAGAUUCCACGACUGAUUUAUGACGGACUGCGAGCCGGAUUCUGGUCCCUGUGGAUCCUGGAGGCUCCACGUUGGUUUCCGUGGUAACGAGCGAGCGGCGCAGUUCUGCAGCUCCUCCUCCAGAGGGCGAUAAACCCCACAGACCUCGGUCCGGAUCCACACAGACCUGAAUCCGAGCUUCUGAAACCUCCUCAUGCUUUUCAAACUAUGCACCUCCACUGUAACCUCCCCCCAUCCUGACCCCUGACCCCCCCCACACACACACACACACA